This is a messenger RNA of Macrobrachium nipponense, 2792 nucleotides long. RefSeq lists its product as uncharacterized. The record is from RefSeq and is a predicted model, not a curated record. NCBI's taxonomy places the organism in Eukaryota, Metazoa, Arthropoda, Malacostraca, Decapoda, Palaemonidae. The coding region runs from base 183 to 668 and encodes 161 amino acids. The transcript is spliced from 4 exons.
UACUAAUUACCAGUGUAUCAUUUACUUAUUCAAUUCCUGCCUUACAGGUUAACUUUGGUGCUGAAGAUCCAUGGUUUACUCCUUUGACAAGAUAUACUUAUGUAGGCCACAUAUCACUGCAAGAUAGAGUUUUGGGUGGACAAGGACCAGCAACUAGAGAGGAAGCUGAGAUUAAAAGUUCGAUGUUUUAUGGGCGAAGGAAUGCUGCAUUGGAGCAUGAAGAUAAUAGUCAACGUUCUUGGAUAGCCCCUGAUGAUGCUGCAGGCAGUGACAUGGACGUGGCAUCACUCGAGGACGACAGUGACCUUGAGGAACUCAGCCUCGACGAGGAUACGUCUUCUACCUCGAGAUCUGAGCCAGGCUGUAAAUGCUUUUUCAGGAUUUCCAAAGUUCAGUGUGACACAAUGGCAAGACAAGGACGAAACCUUAGUGAUUUUCAAAUUUUAGAAUUGCUUGAUGCCUCAGACAAUGAGAGUGAAAUUGACUGUAUUGAAGCAGAGGUACUGUAUGAUAGUGACCUUGAUAAAGAAUAUGUGCCUAGUCAUCAGGAAAUGAUAGAAAGUUCUGACAGUGACUCAGAAGAAGACCUCCCACGCCGCCGCAUAGAACAAAGGCGGCUGGUCAGAAGAGGAAGAGGCCUAGGCACCUCCCUCCACCAUCUCACCUGAUAACAUCGCACUCCCUCUACUGGCCUUGCCACCUCUACUCCUGGCCCUAGUGGCUACUCUGUUCCACUUGACCAUGGUGAUCUGAUCCACAUUCAUCUACUGCUGCCCCUGCUGCAAUCCCUGCUACUGCUCCUGCUGGAACCCCUGCUACUACUCCUGCUUCUCCUGCUGCAACCCUUCCUGCUGCUGUCCCUGCUCCAACCCCUGCUACUGCUCCUGCUGCUGCUCCCCGAGGACAACGGCGACGACGUGCAGACGAUGGGGAGUUGCUAGUUACUUUUAACUCGGCAACUGUGAAAAGUAACUCUGGUUAUACGUGGCACACAAGGCCACAGGUGGCUGCCGCAAGAAGGACACCAGCUGGCAAUAUUGUGGUGUCAAGUAGGCCAGGUCCCACACAAGCAGCUUCUCAAUACACCACACCUGAGGAGUGUUUUGACCUGUUUAUGUCCACUGCAAUUGUUGAUCUUAUUGUGGACUUUACUAACAAGAAAAUUGAUGAUGUUGCCACAAAAUACAAGAGGAAGACAGCAACUGUACAGCACACAACAGCUGCAGAGAUACGUGCCCUUCUAGGUGUUCUAAUAUUUAGUGGCUACCGCAAAGAUAACCACCUAAAUACUAGGGAAUUGUGGUGCUCUGAGGUAGGGGCUUUGUUUUACAAGGCAGCAAUGUCUGAGGUCAGAUUCAAUUUUCUGCUAUACUGCCUCAGAUUUGACGACAUGGGCACACGUGAGCAGAGGCGGGCCACAGACAAAUUCGCUCCGGUCAGGGAAAUGUGGGACAUGUUCAUGGCAAACUGUGAGGAUAAUUACACACCUCACGAGAACCUCACAGUUGAUGAACAGUUGCUUGCUUUUAGGGGAAAGUGCCCUUUUAGAAUGUACAUCCCUAAUAAGCCAGCAAAGUAUGGGAUAAAAAUCGUUAUGGUGAACGAUGUCCAAAGUAAGUACCUGUUAAAAGCUAUUCCCUACCUAGGAAAAGCAGGUACAACAACAAGGCAUGGGCUGACGCUGGGCCACAUGUUCACCAAAGAUUUAACCAGCCGCUACCAGAACACGAACAGGAAUGUGACAACAGAUAACUGGUUCACGUCUGUGCCCCUCAUACAGGACCUCCUGACUAAUGGGCUGACAUUGGUGGGCACAGUCAGGGCCAACAAGCCAGAAAUCCCACCUGUCAUGAGGGAAAAGAAGGACCGCAGACCCGGGAGUUCAGCAUUCCUCUUCACAGAUGAUCUGACACUCGUAUCAUACGUGCCAAACACACAAACAACAAAGAAGAAUGUGCUCCUCCUUUCAAGUAUGCACACACAGCAAGUAGUGAAUGAUGUCACCGGAAAGCCUAACAUAAUUGAAUAUUAUAAUGAGACAAAAGGAGGGGUCGACACGUUCGAUCAAAUGUGUGCAACAUAUAAUUGCAGCAGAAAAACAAAUAGGUGGCCAUUGUGUGUUUUCUUUGGGAUGGUCAAUGCAAGUAUCAUUAACUCCUGGAUUAUAUACAAGGCAAAUAAUCCAACGCUACAACGCAAGGAAUUGCACCGAAGAAAAUUCAUGCAUGGACUGGCCCUGCAACUAAUCAAGCCCUCAGCGCAGGAACGGAUGAAUAACCCUUCUCAGCAUCGCCAGGUGAAGCUGGCCAUAAGACAGGUGUGCUCCCUCAACCUCCGCUCUGGCACAGCUGCAGGUGCUGGACCAUCGGCAGCCGAGAUGAGGAAACCCUAUGGUCCGUUGCACGAAGUGUGACUCCAAGGCAGACAAAAAGACACGUUUCAGGUGUCACAGCUGCCGCCAACCUGUUUGCCCGAGCCACUACUUCCCCUACUGCUGUGAUUGCAUAUAAGGCUGAGUUCCCGCAUCCCCCGUGCCUUGAUGACCCCCUGGGAUGAGAGCCUGACAUCCUUGGAAGCGUGUGGGAGCAUCUGAGCGAUUUUUUGGGGAGGGUUUUUUUUUGCUUAAUUUUUUUGCAAAAACAUUCAAAUUUUUUCACUUUUUUACAUUCCUUUCUUUUUGCUUUUUAAUUCAAGUUUCUGAAAGUAAGUAUUCUAAUUUAAUAGUUUCAUUACUAGGUAAUAGGGUUAUAUUUAGUGUGUAAGGGAUAGGAUUAAUAAAUUUGCAUAUUUAC